Drosophila hydei is the source of this 1086-nucleotide messenger RNA. RefSeq names its product eukaryotic translation initiation factor 4E1 (gene eIF4E4). The record is from RefSeq and is a predicted model, not a curated record. NCBI's taxonomy places the organism in Eukaryota, Metazoa, Arthropoda, Insecta, Diptera, Drosophilidae. The transcript is spliced from 4 exons. The coding region runs from base 81 to 863 and encodes 260 amino acids. Gene Ontology annotation, biological process: translational initiation. Gene Ontology annotation, cellular component: cytoplasm; eukaryotic translation initiation factor 4F complex. Gene Ontology annotation, molecular function: RNA 7-methylguanosine cap binding; translation initiation factor activity.
AUAUAUAUCCAUAUAUGUAUGCAUGUACAUAUAUUCAUAUGUAUAUGUGUAUCGAAAUCAGUUAGGCAGACGUAAAAAUAAUGCUUCUGGCCAAACAGAACAGUUUCAAUAUGCUGGACAGCGAUACUGACAUGCAGGCCGACACGCUAUCCAGUUCCAGUCAGGAACUUAAGUCCUACUCAGAUGGCGAAAUAAAUAAGGCGACCAAUCAACUACCACAGCAGCAGCAACAACAGCAGCAGCAACAACAGCAGCAGCAACAGCAGCAGCUGCAACUGCAGCAGCAACAGCAGUUGGUCCAUUUGCCAUUUAAGCAUCCUCUUGAGCAUACCUGGACCUUGUGGUAUUUGGAGAAUGAUCGCAGCAAGAGCUGGGAGGAUAUGCAAAAUGAAAUAACUAGCUUUGAUAUGGUCGAAGAUUUCUGGAGUCUAUACAAUCACAUAAAGCCACCAUCCGAGCUGAAGAUUGGCAGCGAUUACUCGCUUUUUAAAAAGGGCAUACAACCUAUGUGGGAGGAUGAGACGAACAAUGAUGGCGGUCGCUGGGUCAUCAGCAUUGGGCGCUGCAGCAAAUUGGAGCUGGACAAGCUGUGGCUGGACGUGCUGCUAAUUCUGAUUGGUGAGGCUGUUCAGCAUACCGAGGAAAUCUGUGGCGCUGUCAUCAACUUGCGCAGCAAGAGCAACAAAAUCUGUUUUCCCCCCUCCCCCUCCCCUCACCCAUUGCGCACCGUUUUGCCGCUGCAGCGAUUUGGACUGCCAACGGGCACAACGAGGCAGCCGUCAUGGAGAUUGGCUACAAGUUGCGUAAACUACUCGGCCUGCCGCCCCACAAUCUCCAAUACCAGAUGCACAAGGACUCGAUGAGCAAACAAGGAUCGCUGGUGAAAGCCGCUUACAUACUCUGAGCCACGUAUGAUAUUAAGUUUUGCUUUGCCAGCCUGUUGUCGCAAAUUCAUUUCAACUAGUCACUUCUAAACGUCCCCACUUUCCAACUCCAAUCUCUCUCUGUCUCUCUUUUUUUCUCUAUAUAUUAAUGUAUAUAAGGCAGUUGACUGCGCGUGUAUUCCAAAAAUGUAAAAAAAAAAAA